Messenger RNA from Saccharomycopsis crataegensis, 2307 nucleotides. RefSeq lists its product as uncharacterized. The transcript has a single exon. The coding region runs from base 1 to 2307 and encodes 768 amino acids. Gene Ontology annotation, biological process: mitotic sister chromatid segregation; CENP-A containing chromatin assembly. Lineage: Eukaryota; Fungi; Ascomycota; Saccharomycetes; Ascoideales; Saccharomycopsidaceae. Gene Ontology annotation, cellular component: inner kinetochore; kinetochore. The record is from RefSeq and is a predicted model, not a curated record.
AUGAGUGCCGCAGAUUUGGAAGUGGAUAGGCAGAUCACAAAGUUGAUCAAGAAACUUGUGAAAGUUUCUUUCAUAAAAGACAUGCUGCAAACCAAAUUUAUACUAGAAAAUCUUGAAGAGCUUGUGUCUCACCAUGGUGUAUCUGGAAAACAAUUGGGAACCUUGAUUAGUCUUGUUACUUUUUUGCAUGAUAAGGACGGAAAUAACCCAGCAAACAACAAAUUGUCAGUUAACCACAAGACAUUUAUCAUUAGCAAAUUGCUCCUACCAAGGUCGAAAAUCCUGAGCUCCCCGAUAGUUCAUAUAGUAGGAUGCUUUGGUGUUGACGAGUCCAAAAAAAAAUCCCUAAAGUCGUUUCCUGAUAAAAGAAUUCAGAUGGCAUUGGCCAAAUGGUUAGUUUGUGUGUCAUUUUUUCUAAAAAGUAGGACCAUACUUGCUAGAUUAAACGGGAUGCUAUUCAAUUUUCUAAGUUUGGACUUCUUGAGCCAAUGGAUUUCACAGCUAUUAUAUCUUCUGACUCAAAUAUCGCAUGUGAAGCCGUGGAAACUUCAAUUUCUCAAUAGCUUGAUCAAGCGCUCUCUAAGCUCUUCUCCUUUUCUAACAGCCUUAUUGAUUCACUAUGAAGCACUAGUUCCGAAUAAUAUCAAUGAUUUUGAUGGCUAUAAUAACAAUAACUAUCUGGACGCUGACGGAGAUGCUGAUUUUUUGAAUCAUUUUUCAAACAAUGCCCCGGUGAUAAGUUCAACGAAGAUUUUCACUUAUCCAGACAAAACUUUUCUCAACAAAUGGAAAAAAAUAGUAGAAGCCAGCUCUAGUGAGCUUUCUUAUUCCUGGUUCAAGGUGGCAGUUUAUGAAUACUUCGGAAACUUGGCCGACUUUGAAGAGAGAUUGUCUAUAAAUAAGAAGAGAAAAUCCAUUGGUGGAAGUGACGAUUACCUUUACAACAAUUUCUUCAAAAUAAGCCAAGUAGUCAAAGUCAUGAAUCACGAUAAUCCAAUAAAUGAAAGUUGCUGUUUUAAAGAAAUAAUUUGGAAUGACAUAAACACAGCCUCCAAAUUCUUGAAAGUUUUCGACUUUUUGCACGUUCCAGAUCAGCUCAAUGUGAUUUUUAAAAAUGAUUUAUUCUACCAGCUAUUGAUAGUAAACAUUUUAUCGGAUAAUGGAGAUACUGAUGGCUUGGAAAAACUAGAUUCGUAUAUUGACUUACUCUUGAGUAAUCCUACUCAUAAUCUUUCAGAAGUCAAAUUAGUGUUAGCUGGAUGUGAAACUUACUCCAAGAUAAAUGGGUUUCUUUUACCCUCAAUUGUUAAGCUUCUCAAUCUCGAAUAUCCCGGCUGCUCUCAAUACGCUUGGAUCUUCUUCCCAUUUUUGACCAUGCCGUCUGAAAUUUCACAGGAAAAUGACUUUACCACUGAGUUAUGCUUGAAGUACGAAGAAAUUUUUGUUAGUAGUGACGAUAUACAAUGGUGCGUGUCAUUUUUGAAUAGUGUUAUAGGAUUAUUAAGAAAGUGGCAAUAUAACCAAGAUGAUGAGCAUUAUGGCUGGGUGUAUGUCUCUAAAAUCUAUGAGAGAUUCCUUUCACAUAUUUUAUUCAAUAUGAAUAAAUUCAAGGAUUCCCCCAGAUUUAUUGAAUUCUGUUAUUCUUCUUGUGAAUUUAUUGGAUUUCUUGAAGAUAUGCCAGUGAGCAACAAUACAUUCAAGAUUGUUUCUCCGUUCCUUAUUUACAGGCUUUUGCUUUCUCAAGAACCGAACUUGGUGAAUUUUGCGUGCCAUCACAUUAAUUUCCUUAAAAAUUAUCCAUUGUCGCAAAUCGUUGAUGAACUUCAAGAAAAUAGCGAUUUUGAUGAGCAAGAUUACUUCAAGACCUCGAUUGAAAUUAGAAACUCAUUUGUGCUAGAUUUUUGUAAUUUGCUUUGGAGGGACAGGCUGUUUAAUAAUUCUAAAUCUAAUACUAAAGGGUUAUUAGUACCGAAAGAUUUCAUACAGAAAAUUCAGACCGCAGGAGAUAUUCAUUGGUUCAAUUUGGUCAGCCACAACACUGCUUUUGCUCGUGAAGUUUCAACAUUAAUAAAAGGUCUUAUGGGCGAAAAUAAAAAGCCACAGGAUAUCAGAGAGCCUAUCACUCCAAAAGUAUUUGAUAAGCUCUUCAAAUAUCAAGGGGCAUCUACGCCUCAUUUUGAAUCCUUUGAUGAUCUUCGGGUGCAAAUAUUAGAAAGAUUAGAGGGCUUAGGAUAUGAUCAAGUGGCCAAAUUAUUAUGGACAUCGUUGAAGAGUCUCGCAACUAGGAGACAUCCUACUGAAGACUGA